AUGGGUCAGCAACAAGUACACUGGGUAAAGAGAGAGGAGACGGUAUGGUGCAACCGUGUCGUUGAGACAAAAGAAUCCUCUCUGCGAUUGUGCGCCACUGAACCACGGCCGAAAGGUAAUGCGGCAGCCAGCCAACAACCCAUUUGGAGGGUGGCUCAGUCUCGACCUGGCCAAGGGUGGGGUGUGAACGAGUUGAUGCCGAUCAUCGUAUUUCCUGCCGCGGACGAAAAGGAAGAAGGGGAAAGAAAAAGGGGCAUUAUGCCGUUGUCGCCAGCCUCUGUAACCCCACCUGUGCAACAAGGACACGGCCCGCCAGGUCACGGCGCCAGUGGAUCAAGAGCCGCCCGAAGUUUUGCAAGUUACCGGAGGCCUGAGUGGGACAGUCGCGGCGAGGGGUUCGGUUCUAAAGUUUUGGAGGCCAUCGAGGUCCGUAGCUGGCAGCGACACCCUGGCAAGGCUAGCCGGCCCCCCGAAGAUUGA
Molecule: messenger RNA, 480 nt
Organism: Trichoderma asperellum CBS 433.97
Lineage: Eukaryota; Fungi; Ascomycota; Sordariomycetes; Hypocreales; Hypocreaceae
Source: RefSeq, a predicted model, not a curated record